GUCCGGCUUGAGCGUCCUUUCCACAUCGUCCUCCUGUGAUCCUGUCUCUGUCGCUCCAAGAAACUCGUCGCCGCCGGCUGCAUCCCCGCCGCCCUAAACCAGCCCAAGAUCUGACCCCUGCCCAGGCCCUUCUGCUUCCGCUUCCGCUCCCGCUCCAUGGAGGAGGCGGAUAAAGGGGAGCUCUUGGAGAGGGACACCAAGCCUUAACUGGACAGCCAUCCGGGGCCAACGGCCGGCCUGCCCCUGCUCACCGACGACCUCAUCCUGGAGAUCCUCUCCCGCCUCCCCGUCAGAUCCCUCCACCGCUUCAACUGCGUCUCCGUGCCCUGGCGCCACCUCAUCGCCGACCCCGCCAACCGCAAGAAGCUGCCCCAGACCCUCGCUGGCUUCUUCUACAUGACCAUCAACAACAGGCUCGGCCACCACUUCGCCAGUGUCUCCGGCGACGGCGCAGCCCCGUUCAACCUUUCCAUCCCUUACCUGCACAAUAACAUGUACGGCGGCAUCACCCAGUUGGACGCCUGCAAUGGCCUCCUUCUCUACUGUGCCUUCAAGAAGAAGAUGGAGAGUUGGGAUGAUUUCCGUUUUCUAGUGUGCAAUCCCGCCACUGGGAGGUGGGUGGAGCUGCCCCCUCGGCCGCCUGUGCCCGCAAACAGAUAUUGCUGUACCACAGGUCUUGCUUUUGAUCCGGCAGUCUCAUCCCAUUUCUACGUUCUUCACUUUGAGCAGGCCGUUCCGGGAACUUACAUCACAGGAGUGAACAUCUACUCGUGGCAGACAGGAGCCUGGAGUUUCAGGAGUGGUAGGAUGGUUGAGAAAGUGGUGCCGCUCCAUAGUAAAUGUGUCUUCGUCGGCAGUAUGAUGUAUUUGAUUGGCAACCUGAUGGGCUUCAACAACAAGUACGUGCUGAUGGUGGUGGACACGGAGGGGGAAGUGUGGAAGACUAUUCCUGUGCCGUACGGCCGAGGAUCUGCCACGAUUGGAGUGUCGCAGGGGUGCUUACACUAUGUUGUAGCUUCAACGGUUUCAGUCAAUGAUAGUAAUGAAAUCCUAGGUUCUGGGAUAACACUUUGGUGCCUCAAGGAUCGUGACAGUAAAGAAUUGCUUCUGGAGCGUUCUGCCAACAUCAAUGAGCUUAUGGGCAUGAUUGGGGAGAAGUACAGGGUGGCUGCGAUUCAUCCAGAUUGCGACACCGUUUUCUUGAUGUCAUCUGGAGGUGAUACCUUGGUAGCGUAUGAUAUGCAACAUCAGAAACUUCAUUGUAUCCUUAAUCUUGAGAAAGGCAUUACAAAACCGAAACGGUUUCUACCCUAUGUUCCUCUGUUCUCAGAGUCAUUACCAGAUGCAGAUGGGCAGUAGCUUUACCUUCAAACCACCCCUGUGGUUCCUCCCAAGAACCGCCUCUUCUUUCGGCUGAACAAUUUGUCUGUGUACUUUGGAAUCUGCUUCAAUCAUGAUGCUCAAUUUGCUACUGCUUACACUCCUGCUGGCUUGAUUUCCAGUUCAGAGCAAUGCCUGGCAAACUACAGAUGGAGCAUAACGCCAUUUCCAAAGAACAAUGUUACUCUUGGUCUGUUUUGCCUAGCACUGGUUGUUGUUCUGGGCAUGUGUUAGUUCCAUGUGGCUAAAUUCUACUGUAAUUGCUCUUCCUUUCUAUAACAAUCAGUUUGUUAUGGUUAUCCUAAAUCUUGUUGUAGAUUGUGAACCUGCUAGUGCUGUGAAAGGGUCAAUCAGACUGGUUACUGUUGAAAAUGUCUAGUUGACAUUAUUCAUUCAGUAUUUUCAUAAAA
Messenger RNA from Aegilops tauschii subsp. strangulata, 1790 nucleotides. RefSeq lists its product as uncharacterized. NCBI's taxonomy places the organism in Eukaryota, Viridiplantae, Streptophyta, Magnoliopsida, Poales, Poaceae. The record is from RefSeq and is a predicted model, not a curated record. Gene Ontology annotation, molecular function: protein binding.